AUGCAAAAUCAGCAAAAGGAUACCUUUGAGAUACAGUUGGAUACAUUCGAACCAAUGACAGAGCAAGAACUCAAAAAGCAGAAGUUGGAGAAGAAGAAUGCCGAAGAGCAACAAUACCUGGAUUUAUGUCAGCGGAUAAUAGAAGAGGGGGACUUUAGGCCAGACAGGACAGGAACAGGUACCUACAGUCUCUUUGUUCCCCCACAGCUGCGGUUUGAUUUGAGCAAUGACAGAUUUCCCUUGCUAACAACGAAAAGGGUGUUUACCAAAGGAAUCAUCCUUGAGUUACUGUGGUUUAUUUCUGGUUGUACCGAUGGAAAAAAGCUCUCUGAGCAGGGCGUGAAAAUUUGGGAGGGGAAUGGAUCUCGGGAGUACCUCGAUAAACUGGGAUUGACAGAUAGACGUGAGGGAGACCUUGGCCCCGUUUACGGCUUCCAGUGGAGGCAUUUCGGAGCUGACUACAAAACCUGCGAGGACGACUACACCAAUCAAGGAUUUGAUCAGCUGGAAGACAUUAUACACCGUAUAAAAACUAACCCUACUGACAGGCGAAUCAUCAUGAGCGCGUGGAACCCGCCAGACUUCGCAAAGAUGGCUCUCCCACCCUGCCACGUUUUUUCUCAGUUCUACGUCACUCUUCCCAAAAAGGAGGGAGAGAGACCCAAGCUAUCGUGUCUUUUAUAUCAGAGGUCCUGUGACAUGGGGUUGGGAGUUCCUUUCAAUAUUGCAUCAUAUGCGCUUUUGACCAAAAUGAUUGCCCAUGUUUGUGAAAUGGAGCCGGGCGAGUUUAUUCACACUAUGGGUGACGCCCAUGUUUACAAAGACCACAUUGACGCGCUUAAAGAACAGAUUCAAAGAUUUCCUAGAGACUUUCCGAAGUUAAAGAUCAAGAGAAACGUAGCAGACAUUAAUGAUUUCAAAUAUGAAGAUUUUGAAAUUUCGGAGUACAACCCGCAUGGGAAAAUACAAAUGAAAAUGAGUGUAUAA
Molecule: messenger RNA, 987 nt
Organism: Lachancea thermotolerans CBS 6340
Lineage: Eukaryota; Fungi; Ascomycota; Saccharomycetes; Saccharomycetales; Saccharomycetaceae
Gene: CDC21
Product: thymidylate synthase
Exons: 1
Coding region: 1-987 (328 amino acids)
Biological process (GO): dTMP biosynthetic process
Cellular component (GO): mitochondrion; cytosol
Molecular function (GO): thymidylate synthase activity
Source: RefSeq, a predicted model, not a curated record